UUCCCAUCGAUGCCACGCAGGGGCUGAAGAUGCUCUAUGUGUUCGUGGACAUUAAGAUCGACACGUCCCAUUUCCUCGAGACCAUUCGCUUCAACUUCGCAGCAGGCACCUCCCUGGCCCUCGUCAGCACCAUCCAGUUUGUCUCCACAGUGCAGGCAGCAUCACAGGAGCUGCGCUCCCAGUACAAGGUGUGUGUGCCCCAGUGCAAGCCAUUGUCCCCAGGGGAGAUCCUGGGCUGCACGUCGCCUCGGCUCGCCCAGGACACAGAUGCCAUUGUGUAUUUGGGCGACGGGCGCUUCCACCUGGAAUCCAUCAUGAUCGCCAACCCGGGGAUACCUGCCUACAGGUACGAUCCCUACAGCAAGGUCUUCUCCCAGGAACACUACAGCCACGAGCGCAUGCGCCGCGCUCGGCAAGACGCCAUCUGCGCCGCUGCCGGUGCCCGCUGCUGGGGCCUCAUCCUGGGCACGUUGGGUCGCCAGGGAUCCCUCGGCAUCCUGCAG
Molecule: messenger RNA, 503 nt
Organism: Antrostomus carolinensis (chuck-will's-widow)
Lineage: Eukaryota; Metazoa; Chordata; Aves; Caprimulgiformes; Caprimulgidae
Gene: DPH1
Product: diphthamide biosynthesis 1
Exons: 4
Biological process (GO): protein histidyl modification to diphthamide
Molecular function (GO): 2-(3-amino-3-carboxypropyl)histidine synthase activity
Source: RefSeq, a predicted model, not a curated record